Messenger RNA from Hyphopichia burtonii NRRL Y-1933, 702 nucleotides. RefSeq names its product nicotinamidase (gene PNC1). NCBI's taxonomy places the organism in Eukaryota, Fungi, Ascomycota, Pichiomycetes, Serinales, Debaryomycetaceae. The transcript has a single exon. The coding region runs from base 1 to 702 and encodes 233 amino acids. The record is from RefSeq and is a predicted model, not a curated record.
AUGACUAGAAAAACUGCAUUGGUCGUUGUUGACUUACAAGAGGACUUUUUACCAUCUCAAGGCUCGUUAGCAGUGGCAGAAGGAAGGUCCAUCAUUCCUUUGAUAAAUGAUCUUUUGGACACUCAAAAAUAUAAAUGGAAUGCUAUAUUUGCAACCCAAGACUGGCAUCCAGCCAAUCAUUGCUCAUUUGCUUCCCAACAUGGAGUUGAACCGUUUAGUGAAUUAGCCUUUGAGCAUCCAACUGGCGAGAAAGACGAACAUGGGAAUAUAAAAACUCAAAAGCAAGUUGUUUGGCCCGAUCAUUGUAUCCAGAAUUCAUUGGGUGCCUCGAUUGAUCCGCUGUUUUUAGGACUUUUCAAUCAAAUUGAUCCAAAUAUUCCGAGAUUUGUUGUGAGAAAAGGCUAUUUACAAGACCGUGAAUACUAUUCAUGCUUCAAAGACUCGUGGAAGUUACAUAAGACUGAAAUAGAAGAUCAAUUAAAAAAUCUCUCGAUUACUGAUGUUGUUUUCGUGGGGAUUGCUUAUGAUUAUUGUGUGCUAAACUCUGCCAUCGAUUGUCUGGCUUCUGGCUUUAAUACCUACGUUUUGAAAGAUUAUACUAAGAGUGUUAGUCCCGAGAAUAUCAAUAAAACUGAUUUAUCUUAUACUGAAGGUGGGGUCAAAAUUAUAAGCGUAAAUGACCUUAAGAAUUUACUCGAAUAA